Molecule: messenger RNA, 684 nt
Organism: Malassezia pachydermatis
Lineage: Eukaryota; Fungi; Basidiomycota; Malasseziomycetes; Malasseziales; Malasseziaceae
Product: protein and hpcep
Exons: 5
Coding region: 1-684 (227 amino acids)
Cellular component (GO): mitochondrion
Molecular function (GO): acetylpyruvate hydrolase activity
Source: RefSeq, a predicted model, not a curated record
AUGCUGUCGUCGUUUCGAACUACGGGUCGUAAGAUUGUCGCAAUUGGACGCAACUUUGCCGACCAUGCCAAGGAACUGAACAACGCAGUACCUACGGAGCCUUUCUUCUUCUUGAAGCCGACAAGCAGCUACAUUAGCAACAACCAGGCCAUUGAGAUCCCCAAGGGUGUCAUUGCGCACCACGAAGUGGAAUUGGCUGUGGUCAUCGGAAAGACGGGCCGCGAUAUCCAGGAAAAAGAUGCUGAGAACUAUAUUGGUGGAUAUGCUCUAGCUAUUGAUCUGACGGCUCGAAACAUGCAGGACAAAGUUAAAAAAGCCGGUCUUCCAUGGUCGGCUGCAAAGGGCUUCGAUACUUUCACGCCUAUUAGCGACCUUAUUGCGAAAGAGAAGAUUUCAGACCCACACAACGUGAAUCUAUGGCUUAAGGUGGACGGAGAGACCCGCCAAAGCGGUAACACAAGCGAUAUGAUCUUCAGCAUCCCUCGCCUGAUCUCGCAUGUCUCGUCGAUUAUGACUCUCGAGCAAGGUGAUGUCAUGCUCACUGGCACUCCGAAAGGAGUAAGCCAGUUGAAGGACGGCCAGACUGUGACAUGUGGCCUUGGUCUUCCCGGCUCACCCUCCUCCCUAGCUGAACUGAAGUUCUUGGUGAAAAACCGUGUGGGUGGCUACGCAUUUGAGGGCUGA